Messenger RNA from Myotis myotis, 1365 nucleotides. RefSeq lists its product as uncharacterized. The transcript is spliced from 6 exons. The record is from RefSeq and is a predicted model, not a curated record. Lineage: Eukaryota; Metazoa; Chordata; Mammalia; Chiroptera; Vespertilionidae. Bases 109 to 1194 code for a protein of 361 amino acids.
UUUGGCUAAUGUUAACAGUGGAUGGUGUCUCUUGGAUACUCUUUUGGCUAAUGUUACCCAGGGAUGGUGCCUCUCUGAUACUGCCCCAGAGACUCUCGUCAAUGGGCGAUGGCUCUUGGACGCUGGCCUGGCGAGUGCGCAAGAUGGACGAAGGCUCUUGGAUGCUGGCCCGGCGAGUGCGCAAGAUGGACGGAGGUUCUUGGACGCUGGCCCGGCGGGCAGGCCUCAGGGCUCCAGGCUGGCCUGAAGUUCGGGCUGCUGGGAGGUUCCGUGACAGUUGGAGAGGUUCCAGGAAGUUGGGAUGUUGGCCAUGGACGCAUCCUGCACAGUGGACCUGUCGGACCCAAACUACUCCUGGGAGGAGGACAGAAAGUACAUCCUGCGGGGCUGGGCCCUGGUCUUCAGCACCCUCACGACCCUGAUGGUGCUCAGCGCGGUGGACGGGCGGAUGGUCUACCUGGAGGGCUCCUACUCUGGCUACAUGGGCUUCUGGAUCAACUGCAAGAAGUACAAAUGCUCCGACGUGGGCCAAGUCACUGUUCUCAUCCACAUGAGCAUGGGCUUCAUGAUGCUGGCCUUGGCCACUUGUCUCAUCCUUGUCACCACCAUGGUCCUCUCCUUCUGGCCGGUCUUCCGCCGCCUGAACAAGACCGACCUUAUCUUCAGUUUACUCAGCUUCAGCAUUGUGGGACUGCCUUCAGGGUGAGCAGCUUUGGGGGCUGGGUUCCUAAGGAGCCUGGGGACAUCUGGGAGGCAGCUGGAUGCAGGAGCCUGGAGCGCAGAGAGAGGUCGUCAGGGGAGGAGAGAGGAGGUGGCUCAGCCCUGAUCUGCCGGCAGCACGACAGCACCCUGCUGGCCCUCCAGGGGGCCCUGGGCCUCUACGACGGGCACACCCCGCCCUAUGCUGCCUGCCUGGGCUUCGAGUUCCGGAGGAGCCGGGGGGCCCUCGACGACGACGAAGAUGCAGGGAACGUCACCAUCUCCCUCUUCUACCGCAACGACUCCGCCGGCCUGCCCCUGAGCCUCAGCCUCCCCGGGUGCCCAGCCCCCUGCCCACUAGGCCGCUUCCGCCAGCUGACCGCCCCGGCCCGGCCUCCAGCUCACGGGGUCCCCUGCCACGGCACCCAUGAGACUCCCACUCCCACGGGUGAGGCCCUUGGUGUUGGGGUGGGAAUAGGAGGGUUCAAGUCCUGAGACUCACCCCUCCUGUUCUCCCUGCAGCCACCGUCGUGCCCCUGUUGGCUGGGGCUGUGGCCAUGCUGGCGGCGCUCUGCAUAGGGCUGGGCUUGCUGGCCUGGCUGCAUGCGGGCCUGGGGAGACCCUGUGAGUGCCAUGAAACUGGGCACCCCUUCCCCACUGCUGACC